This is a messenger RNA of Phialemonium atrogriseum, 900 nucleotides long. RefSeq names its product Extradiol aromatic ring-opening dioxygenase. The transcript is spliced from 5 exons. Gene Ontology annotation, molecular function: zinc ion binding; ferrous iron binding; oxidoreductase activity, acting on single donors with incorporation of molecular oxygen. NCBI's taxonomy places the organism in Eukaryota, Fungi, Ascomycota, Sordariomycetes, Cephalothecales, Cephalothecaceae. The record is from RefSeq and is a predicted model, not a curated record. The coding region runs from base 1 to 900 and encodes 299 amino acids.
AUGCCCUCUGCGAUCCAACCGCCCCGGCCGCUUCCUGUUUAUUUCAUCGGCCAUGCCGGUGUUGGCCUGCUCUUCAGGGAGGACGAUAACAACCCUACUGUGCAAAAUAAUUUGAAAGCAAUAGGCGAUGAGAUUCGGGCCAUCUCGCCGCCGCCCAAGGCAAUCAUAACGUUCAGCGGUCACUUUGAAGCCGGCGAGAUUCAUGGCCCUGGUGUGAUCGAGGUCAACGUAAAAAGAAACACUCAUAUCCAACACGAUUUUGUCAAUGACUUCCACGACUCCAAGCCUUUCGUCUACGAGUAUGACUGGCCUCACCGCGACGCGCCUGAGCUGGCCGCGGAAGUUUGGAACCAUCUGCGAGAAGCAGGAAUCAAAGCGAAGCGUGUGGAACGCGGUGUGGACCAUGGCAUCUGGGUGCCAUUCAAAGUGAUGUUCCCACCCGAUCAGCCGCUUGAGAUACCCAUCAUCCAGGUGUCCACGUUUUAUGGCUACGAUCUGGAUAGCCAGAUUCGCCUCGGAGAAGCCUUGCAGUCUCUACGUGGUGAGGGAUAUCUCAUCGUGGGCUCUGGCAUGGCUGUGCACUCUUUUGCCUCUAUAGGAGAGAUCCAUCAAGCGGGAUCAGAGCAAGAGAGAAAGGAUACUACAGAGAAGGUCUUGGCAGAGUCGAGGACUUUCGACACUCAGCUCCAGACCGCCGUGAUAAAGAGGGAUGCAGCCGAAAGGAAGGCGGCAUUGCUCAAGCUGGAGUCACUGUAUGAGUUCAAGCGCUCACAUCCUACCGUCGAGCACUUCACACCUCUUCUGGUAGCAGCUGGAGCAGCGGGAGAUGCAGACGUGGAGCCUGUUGGCAAAGAUGUUGUAGAGCCAGGCAUGUCUUACCUAAAUAUCCGAUUCAGGUAA